Platichthys flesus (European flounder) is the source of this 1668-nucleotide messenger RNA. RefSeq names its product leukocyte elastase inhibitor-like. Gene Ontology annotation, biological process: negative regulation of endopeptidase activity. The record is from RefSeq and is a predicted model, not a curated record. NCBI's taxonomy places the organism in Eukaryota, Metazoa, Chordata, Actinopteri, Pleuronectiformes, Pleuronectidae. The coding region runs from base 364 to 1620 and encodes 418 amino acids. The transcript has 6 exons. Gene Ontology annotation, molecular function: serine-type endopeptidase inhibitor activity.
UUGUUCCCAGCAGUCAGACUUAUCGCCCAGUCACACCCCCACAUAUACUGUAUAUAUACUGGUGUACGUGUUCCUCUACUGGCCACUCAACCUUCAGGUUCACUUUCUCUGCUUCCACAUCUUCUCGUCUCUCAGGUAUUUUGCGUUUAUAAUCUGAUUCUACAUUUUUCUCGCACUGUGAGAUCAUGUUUGUUAUGAUUUGGAACUAUAUACAAACAAAAUUGAGUUUGGUUCAAUCCCAACUCAUCUGGUGGGUCUCGGGGGUCUUGGCACAUUUUGUUCUGCAAAAUAUUUUAAUACAAUCAAUACAUAUGUCUAAAAAGCAUUUUUUGUAAAUUACAGGACAACUGUACAUCCUCAGCCAUGGGAAACGCCCCCAGCAACAACCCCAUUAACAGCAACAACCCCAGCAGCAGCAACUGCAACAACAGCAGCACCAACAGCAGCAACAAGAUCCUCUCAAACAGCAACUCAAGCCAAAACUCAGUCAACAUUGGAGGCAAUGUGCAGCUGUACCGGACCCUGAGCCGUGCAAACCCAUCGGGGAAUAUGUUGGUGUCUCCGCUGAGCAUCAGUUCAGCUCUGGCUAUGGUCUACCUGGGAGCCAGAGGAGACACAGCUGAUCAAAUGGCCCAGGCCUUGUCAUUCCAACCUGGUGAAGCCGUCCACGCCGAAUUCAAGAAGCUGAUCGAAGACAUCAACUCACCAUCGAAAUCAUACAUUCUGAAAACAGCCAAUCGUCUGUAUGGGGAGAAAACCGCAAAGUUCUUUCCUCAAUACCUAGAAGACAAGCAUGAGUACUACAAGGCUGACCUGAAGUCUGUGGAUUUCAUCGAGGCAUUGGAGGCGAGCAGAAAGGAGAUCAACACCUGGGUCGAGCAGCAGACAGAAAAUAAAAUAAAAGAUCUCCUGAGGCCGGGGACAGUCUCUGAAGGUACGAGGCUGGUUCUGGUCAAUGCCAUCUACUUGAAGGCAGACUGGAUGUAUCCCUUUGAUAAAGCAGAAACCAAAGAGAUGCCCUUUAAAGUCAGCCCGACUGAGAGCAAACCAGUCCAGAUGAUGUUCCAGAAGAAGAAUCUGAACUACAUGAACAUCCCUGACUACGGUCUGCAGAUCCUGGAGCUGCCGUUUGUGGAGGAGGAGCUUAGCAUGUUCAUCCUGUUGCCUGAACAGUCCACAGACGGCUCCCACCCUCUGCUGAAGCUGGAGAAGGAGCUGACGCUGGAGAGGCUGAAUGAAUGGACCGACAGGGAAAACAUGUUAGUCCACUCAGACAUCCACGUUCACCUGCCAAAGUUCAAGCUGGAGGAGGACUACCAGCUGAAGGAGCCUCUGUCUGAGCUGGGCAUGACGGACGUGUUCUCCCCAUCACAGGCCGACCUGUCUGGAAUGAACGGUAGAAGAGAUCUCUUCCUGUCUGAGAUGGUACACAAGGCCUUCAUGGAGGUGAACGAGGACGGCAUAGAGGCGGCUGCGGCCACAGGAGCUGUGGUCUGUGCUGGUAGCUGUGGGUCAGAGAAGGAGGGACACUUCACAGCAGACCACCCCUUCCUCUUCUUCAUCUGGCACAAUAAAACCAAGUCCAUCCUCUUCCUUGGCAUGUUCUCAUCUCCUCAGUAGACAGAACCAGGAGAGGAAGAUAUUCAAAUAAAAGCUUAAUCCUUUAAA